Molecule: messenger RNA, 375 nt
Organism: Solanum lycopersicum (tomato)
Lineage: Eukaryota; Viridiplantae; Streptophyta; Magnoliopsida; Solanales; Solanaceae
Source: RefSeq, a predicted model, not a curated record
AUGCAGUUGGGCUAUUCCAUGCUUGGAUUAUUGUCUGAAGGUUUUGAUCUUGAUCGUUGUCAUCUCAAAAGUAUGGAUUGCGCGGAGGGUCUUGGUGUUUUGUCCCUUUACUAUCCAGCAUGCCCUCAGCUAGAACUCACCAUAUGCACCAACAAACAUUCUGACAAUGAUUUUCACACAGUGCUUCUACAAGAUCACAUCAAAGGACUUCAAAGAGUGAAUACUAGCAAAGCUAAUGGUUGGCGGAGAGGGGGAGAAGCUGCUGGGGAUAAUCAGAAUCCACCGCAGGCUGCAGGUGAAAGAGGGGCCACGCCAGUUAACCCAGUUAGGUUGAGUGAUGCUGAGGUGAGGGAAUCUUUGUCCCAGAUUGCAUAG